AUACCCGCAAACACCCGUGAAGGUGCACCUAUACGGUCAAAAAUGAAAAUACUCCCAAUACCCUUGGCAAUCCUGACGAUUUGCGGGUUCUGGCGACCCGCGAGCCUCGAGCCGAACUUCAUAGCCAAACACGCGUACAAUUGUUUCUCGUGCUUUGCCGUUUUUUUGAUCUACACGUUCACCCUGAGUCACUUGGUCGGUAUAGUCAUCAGCGCCCAAGACUUCGAGGGACUGACCGGUAGUUGUUUCAUGCUCCUGUCGAUGCUCAACGUUUGCUGCAAAAUAACCAACAUCCUUUACUUCCACCGCGGUAUCGCGGAGUUGACGAACAUCCUGGAAACUGGUUACUGCGUUGCUAGAGACUCGGUUGAGCGAGACAUACAGCUCAGGAACCACAACAAGGCCAGGCUCGUAACGCUGUUCUACCUAGCCCUGACGGAGACGACUUGCACGCUGAUAACGGUGCGCACUUUUUUCCUCACCCCCCACAAGAUACUGCCGUUCAAGGCUUGGAUACCGUACGCCACGGAGGGCUCGAUCACCCGGUACUGGCUGACGUUCCUCCACCAAACGAUCGCCCACGUGGGAGCUGCCAACGUGCAAAUCGCCAACGACACCCUCAUUUGCGGACUACUGAUACACGCCUCGGCCCAACUCGAAGUGCUGAAGCACCGGUAUCGAGUAAUAACCGAGGAAUCGGCGAGAUCGGCGGACGGAGAUGACCGGCUGAAGCGUCUGGUCGACUGUAUCGAGCACCACCGGUGCAUCAAACUGUUUAGCGCCAAACUGAACGGCACCUUCAACGUCAUAAUUUUCUUUCAAUUCGUGACCAGCUCGCUGGUGUUGUGCUCGAGCGUGUACCUCCUGUCGAGGAUGACUUUGCUCAGCGUGCACUUCAUGUCGCUGUCGCUCUACCUGUCCUGCAUGCUCUACCAGAUAUUUUUGUUCUGCUGGUACGGUAACGAGGUCAUUUUACAGAGCAGCGAUCUCGUCGGUGCCAUGUACGCGAUGGAUUGGACCGUGUUUGGCAUAGAUGACAAAAAGAAUUUACUUCGGAUGAUGAUACUCGUGCGAAAACCCAUCAAGUUCACCAGUAGCUUCCUCAUCAAUUUGUCCAUUGACUCUUAUUGCAAAAUAUUGAAAACAUCGUACUCGGUUUUUAAUUUCCUUCAAAGAACGUCCAUGUGA
This is a messenger RNA of Copidosoma floridanum, 1188 nucleotides long. RefSeq names its product 4-vinylanisole receptor. Gene Ontology annotation, molecular function: odorant binding; olfactory receptor activity. The record is from RefSeq and is a predicted model, not a curated record. Gene Ontology annotation, cellular component: plasma membrane. NCBI's taxonomy places the organism in Eukaryota, Metazoa, Arthropoda, Insecta, Hymenoptera, Encyrtidae. Gene Ontology annotation, biological process: detection of chemical stimulus involved in sensory perception of smell; sensory perception of smell.